This is a messenger RNA of Labeo rohita (rohu), 5570 nucleotides long. It is a transcript of the gene pnpla7b, whose product is annotated as patatin-like phospholipase domain containing 7b. Gene Ontology annotation, biological process: lipid metabolic process. NCBI's taxonomy places the organism in Eukaryota, Metazoa, Chordata, Actinopteri, Cypriniformes, Cyprinidae. The transcript has 36 exons. Bases 121 to 4149 code for a protein of 1342 amino acids. Gene Ontology annotation, cellular component: endoplasmic reticulum. Gene Ontology annotation, molecular function: phosphatidylcholine lysophospholipase A1 activity. The record is from RefSeq and is a predicted model, not a curated record.
GAUUUGGCAACACGUGUAGUCGCUAGGGGGCACUGACAUUGUGAAUGGAAUCCCUGGGAGACUCUAAAGUGCAUUGAGAGUGACAAAACAGUUUGGAAACGCCGCUCAAAAGUGUAAGAAAUGGAAGAAAAAGAACAAGAUGAUAUGUGCAGUAUAUAUCCGGCAGUGCUGCCAUCUGGGAGUGAGAUCAAGGCUCGCGUGCAGCACUUCAUAGAGGAUCAGUUACACAGCACCAUGUGGACUGGUGUGCUGAUUGGAGCUGCUGUUGCAAUUUCAUUUGUCAGUAUUGUUGCCUUUUUUCUGAACAGAAGAUACAAGUCUGGAGAAGUGCAAGCUGAAGGUCCUAAAUACCGUUUCAGAAAAAGAGACAAAGUGAUGUUUUAUGGCAGGAAGAUAAUGAGAAAAGUCCAGACCUUAUCCUCACCAGCCACCUCAGGCCCAGUAUCUCAAAAGCGAACCAGAAAAAGAACAAAAGUUCUAUCAAUAGCUCGCAAAAUCCUACGUAUCCGAAGGGAGCCACCAACACUUCAGCCGAAAGAGCCUCCACCUUCUCUCUUGGAAGCAGAUCUGACUGAAUUCGACAUGCAGAACUCUCACCUGCCCUCUGAGGUCCUGUAUAUGCUGAAAAAUGUGAGGGUUCUGGGUCAUUUUGAGAAACCUUUGUUUCUGGAACUGUGUCGACAUAUGGUGUUUGUGACGCUGCAGCAGGGGGAAGGAUUAUUCCGCCCAGGUGACACAGAUGACAGCAUCUUUGUGGUGCAGGAUGGCCGUCUUGAUCUGUGUAUCCAUGAGAAUGAUGGGACUGAGGUUGUGGUGAAGCAUGUUUUGCCUGGAGACAGUGUUCACAGUCUUCUCAGCAUCCUUGAUGUCAUCACUGGAUAUCCAGCUCCCUAUAAAACUGUCUCAGCCAGGGCAGCAGCCCCAACUACUGUUCUCCGCCUUCCUGCACAGGCUUUCCAGUCCGUCUUUGAGAAAUACCCAGAGACCCUGGUCCGAGUUGUUCAGAUAAUCAUGGUGCGUCUUCAGAGAGUUACCUUUCUUGCCCUUCACAACUAUCUGGGCCUGACCACAGAGCUUUUCAGUAAGGAAAGUCAAGCUGUUCCACUGGUCUCAGUGGCCAGUGUUGUAGGAGAAGCCAGUCCAGGCAAAGGACUACGCAGACACUCACAGACAAUUGAAGAAGUUUCUGAAAAGGUCCCACAAAGGUCAACAGACCAUUACAGUGACACAAGUCAGAUGUACAGAGGAGAGGAUGGUGGGAGGCAUCGAACUGAAAGUCCAUCCGCUUUAUUCAGAAAGUCUCGCUCACUGUCAACACCUUUUGACAGCACCCAUGCUGGGUCCCCUGACUACAGUAUGGCUUUUGACAGAGCAAGCAUUACAAAAGAGGAAGCCCCUACAAGUCCUAUUGUCAUUCCUAAGGCCGUGCGGAAGAAGUCAGUGACAAUGCAACAUUCUCCUUCAGCUGUGUUUCACUACUCAGACACUGGGGGACACUACAGCCACAUCCACCAUUGUAAAGUUAAUGCUAUUUUCCAAGCUGCCAAGAAGGACUUGCUUAAAAUUAUUCAACUUCAGGACCACAGUCUUCUGGAAGAUAGGGUGACUCUGAGACAAGUUAAGGCAGGCUCUGUUGUUGCAAGCGAGGGAGACCAGGAUGUGAGCGUGCAGUUUGUCGUCUCAGGAACUCUCCAUGUGUACCAGAGACUGAUUGACAGAGAGGAAGAAACAUGUCUUUUUGUGGCUCACCCAGGAGAGAUGGUCGGCCACCUUGCUGUUCUCACAGGAGAGCCUCUAAUCUUUUCUGUGCGCGCCCACCGGGACUGCUGCUUCCUGUCUAUCUCCAAAACACACUUCUAUGAGAUAAUGCGUGCUGAGCCACGAAUGGUCUUAAAUGUAGCCCACACGGUGGUACGGAGGGUCUCCUCCUUUGUCCGACAGAUUGACUUUGCCCUGGACUGGAUGGCAUUGGAGGCCGGACGGGCUGUCUAUAGACAAGGUGAUAAGUCAGACAGCACUUUCAUUGUUCUGAGUGGCCGUCUGCGCUCUGUCAUCAUGAAGGAUGAUGGGAAAAAAGAGCUUGCUGGAGAGUAUGGACGGGGAGACCUCAUUGGUGUGGUGGAAGCUUUGACUCAUUUAAACAGAGCCACUACAGUCCAUGCAGUCCGAGACUCUGAACUAGCCAAACUGCCUGAAGGAGCUCUUAACUCUAUUAAGAGGAAAUACCCACAGGUUGUGACUCGGCUGAUUCAUCUUCUAGGACAGAAAAUCUUGGGCAACAUGCAGCAAGUGAAUGGUCCACUAUCAGUGCGCAGUCUGGGUUUUCACACUCCAAGCAGUAAGUGGGAUGCAGGAAACCCAGCUGCCAAUCUGUCUACGGUUGCCAUACUGCCUGUGUCUGAGGAGGUGCCUUUGACUGCCUUCACUUUGGAGCUGCAGCAUGCUCUCAGUGCCAUUGGUCCCACUUUGCUUCUAACCAGUGACAUCAUCAGACAGCGCCUGGGCAUUGCAGCUUUGGACAGUGUUCAUGAGUACCGUUUAUCAAGCUGGCUGGGUCAACAAGAGGACAUCCACCGGAUUGUUCUGUAUCAGUCUGAUAGUUCUCUGACUCCUUGGACCCAACGUUGCAUCAGACAGGCUGAUUGCAUCAUUAUAGUGGGUCUGGGGGAACAGGAGCCUACUGUUGGAGAGCUGGAGCGUAUGCUAGAGAGCAGUGCUGUGAGAGCUCAGAAGCAGCUGGUCCUGUUGCACCGCGAGGACGGGCCUCCACCUAGAGGAACGGCAGAAUGGCUCAACAUGCGCAGCUGGAUCUCUAGACAUCUGCACCUGUCCUGCCCCCACAGGGUCUUCUCCAGGAGGAGUCUGCCCAAACUGAGAGAGAUGUAUCAGCGGGUAUUUGAGAAGCCUCCCGACCGGCACUCUGACUUCUCGCGUCUGGCUCGGAUCCUGACAGGCAACGCUAUCGCUCUGGUGCUGGGAGGAGGGGGGGCCAGAGGCUGCUCUCAGGUGGGCAUCAUUCGGGCAUUGAGUGAAGCAGGGAUUCCUGUGGAUCUAAUUGGUGGCACUUCCAUUGGUUCCUUGAUAGGAGCGCUCUAUGCUGAAGAGCGAAGCGUCAGUCGAAUGACGGUUAGGGCACGCCAGUGGGCCAUGGAUUUUGGAUCCAUAUUUAAGAAGAUGACAGACUUAACCUACCCAGUGACAUCCAUGUUUACUGGCGCAUCAUUUAACUCCAGCAUUAGUGGAAUCUUCCAGGACAAGCAAAUUGAGGACCUUUGGAUUCCAUAUUUUAACAUCACCACAGACAUCACUGCCUCCUCCAUGAGAGUGCACACUGAUGGUUCUCUGUGGAGGUACGUGCGUGCCAGUAUGUCUCUCUCUGGAUAUCUUCCUCCUUUAUGUGACCCUAAAGAUGGACACUUGCUCAUGGAUGGAGGCUACAUCAAUAACCUACCUGCUGACACAGCUCGCUCGAUGGGUGCGAAGUUGGUGAUUGCUGUUGAUGUUGGCAGUCAGGAUGAGACCGAUCUGACUAAUUAUGGAGACUCUUUAUCUGGAUGGUGGCUGCUUUGGAAACGCUUGAACCCUCUGACACAGAAAGUAAAGGUGUUGAACAUGGCAGAGAUUCAGACCCGUCUGGCUUAUGUGUGUUCUGUGCGUCAGUUGGAAAUGGUAAAAGACAGUGACUACUGCGAGUACCUGCGACCACCCAUAGAUCGCUAUGGCACACUGGACUUUGGCAAAUUUGAUGAGAUUGCUGAUGUUGGCUUCCAGCAUGGAAAGACCGUGUUUGACGUGUGGUGCCGGAGCGGGGUGAGGGAAACAAUGCUCAAAGACCAACAUCAAGAGGAAUUCCACAAAUCCAGGAGCACUAAUGUGACCUGUCCCAAUGCUUCUUUCACUGAUCUGGCUGAAAUAGUGUCCAGAAUAGAGCCAGUGAAACAAGCCAUGGUGGAUGAGGAGUCGGAGUACCAGACAGACUAUGAUGAAGAUGCAGUGCUGUCAGACUUCGAUCUGUCCAAUCCAAACAGCGAACACAGUGAACAUACUGAAGAAGAAGAGGAGGAUGACACACCUGAUACAGAUGAUGAAAUGGAGAUCAGGACAAGGCGACAUCGAGCACUCAACCACAACAGCCAUAAUACCAACUGACCUCAAUUACUUACUUUCCAAGAUGUUUUGCUUGUUUGUUUUUUUUUCUUUUCAGUAUUAUGAGUCUUCAUAAGGGUUUUAACGGAUUUUAACAAGUAACAUUAUCAGUAUUACUUGAAUUAUUAAUAACUAACAGGUACUUAAUAGAAAAAUCAAGUAUUAUGGUACAUCUACAUUAGACCACAGUCUCAUUUGUUAUUCUUUGGGAAGGCCUGUAACGGUGACGGACAACACAACACUGAGCUGUCUCAAAGUUUAGUAACAAAGUUUACUUCUAGUAUUACACAAGGUCAGUAAUAUUUAAAACCCUUUACAUUUCAUAUUCAUGCAAGCUGUCAAUGCAACCUUGACACAGUUGAAUACUGUGUGAAACGAUAAGCUGUUUUGUGUCCAUAUUGUCUUGUUAGUGAAGUUAACACUAGUCCAACUAAUUUAUAACUAGAAGAGAAGGAUGAACUAGUAAAUAUAACUGUGAGAGAUAUUCUAUUUGUAGCCAUGUUGGUAAAUCACUAAAUAAGCAUAGCUUUUAUUUUGGAUUAUAGGUAAAAUUUGAUUGAAGCAACUGACAAUGUUUUAGUGUGUUUUUGGUCUAUUAAAAGUUCUUAGUUGUCUGAAUUCCUGGUUGGUUGUUGAAUACUAGAUAUGUAGUAUCUCACAUGAUGACGAACCAUUUUCCUUCAUCUUCUGAAGUAAGAGCUCAUUGUACAAUGAAAACAUAAGGAGAUGCCUGAAAUAUUUGGAUCUGUAGUCUCUUCCUCAAAAAUGGAGCAGUCAAUGCAAAAUCAUUUUCAGGACCUUGGACAAGGCCUUAAGAUGAAACGAAAUGUUUCAGUUCAGUGUUGGGGAAUAAUUUAUGAAAAAUUAGAAAAUAAAUACUGUUUUGUUUUGAUAUCACGAAAACCAUGAUGAUAUCGUCACCUUUGUAACUCCAGUCAAAGUUAAGAUGCCAAGACCCCUCUUCACAGGCGAUGAUUUUUCCUUGUGUACUGCUGAAGAAAUAAUGACGAAGGUCAGUGUUUUCAAACUUUUUUUCUGGUUGGCAGUCUGAGUGACUGGUACUUUAUUGAUCUGGCACUCUAUCAGAUCUCUGAAAUUUGCUUCCUGCCAAGUGUUUGAUUUGAUGGAUGAAUAAGUGGAUUGAUAUAGAGGUGUUCUCCUUUGUGCCUUUCUACAGUGAUGUUAGAAUUCAUUGACAGUCUGACAAGAACAAAGUGCUGCAACCAGUAAGAAGAGAAGCUUAAUAAAAAGCAGACUGGAUCAGGGUUUCAGCAAUCCAUAAAUGCAGACUGUAAGCUGUGUAAAGGUGUAAAGAUAUGAAAGGCAAGUAAAUAUGUUGUUCAUAAGCUGUUAUUGCCCUUUGUUGGGGAACACUGCACAAAACUAGAGAUUUAAAAACUGAUUUUUGAAAGAAGUCUCCAAUG